Rhodotorula graminis WP1 is the source of this 811-nucleotide messenger RNA. RefSeq lists its product as uncharacterized. NCBI's taxonomy places the organism in Eukaryota, Fungi, Basidiomycota, Microbotryomycetes, Sporidiobolales, Sporidiobolaceae. The transcript has 4 exons. The record is from RefSeq and is a predicted model, not a curated record. The annotation marks the transcript as partial.
CGCCGUCCUACAGCUCAACAUGGUCAAGAUCUCCCUCGCCGUCUUCCUCGCCGCCCUGCUGAGCGUCGCAAUCGCCAGCGCCGUCCGUACGACGCUCGCGAGGCCCGCAUCGUCAAGGUCCGUGCGCUGCGCGAGGCCGCCGAGCAGGCCAACCUCGUGAAGCGCCAGGGCAACUCGGCCUUUGGCCACUCGCAGGGCAACGGCCGCGGCAACGGCAACGGCAAUGGCAACAACGGCAACGGCAACGGCAACAACAACUCGGGCAACGGCAAUGGCAACGGCAACGCGGGCAAUGGGAACGGCAACGGCAACAGCGGGAACGGCAACGGGAACGGCAACAACGGCAGCAACAACGGCAACGGGAACAACGGCAACGGUAACGGCAACGGCAACGGCGGCGUCCCUCCCCCCUUCCAGUUCGACCCGUACAACUGCGGCAGCCGUGGCGCCGUCUGCCCCGCCUCGUACAACGGCGUUGGCACCCCGUCGUGCACGUACGGCGUCUGCUCGCUCCGCUGCCCGCCCGGCUACGUCAACUACAACUCGCAGAACCCCGAGCUCCCGAGCUUCUGCGCCCCGGCCUAAGCGUACACGCUCCCUCGUCGUCGUCGUCGUCGCCGCCGCACCGUCCUUCCUCCCCUUCCUUUUUCCUCCUGCACAUGAUUGCGCCUCUUUGGGUCCACCCUCCUUCACGACUCUCUCGUUCCUCGUCUUGUCUCGUCUCGUUCUCUUACUCGGCCCAUAGAGCUCUGUGUAGACCUUGCGCGUCUUGCGAAGCCAGCAUCGUCCUUCUCAAGUUCGCCUCUCCUCU